Molecule: messenger RNA, 1766 nt
Organism: Culex pipiens pallens (northern house mosquito)
Lineage: Eukaryota; Metazoa; Arthropoda; Insecta; Diptera; Culicidae
Product: CWF19-like protein 1 homolog
Exons: 3
Coding region: 137-1738 (533 amino acids)
Biological process (GO): mRNA splicing, via spliceosome
Cellular component (GO): post-mRNA release spliceosomal complex
Molecular function (GO): RNA lariat debranching enzyme activator activity
Source: RefSeq, a predicted model, not a curated record
ACCUUUGCUAUCUUGGGUUGUUUUGUUUACGAUUUUGUUUACUCUCCUCACAACGUUCACACACGGUCACGCAGUCGAUUCGAAUCCAGCAGAUUCCGUUCAUUCCGGAUAGAGUUCCUUCCGAUUUCGCGGAAUUAUGGACAGCAAACAGAAAAUCCUAAUCGUGGGCGACGUGAACGGCAAGUUCAGCGCGUUUUUCGCGCGCAUUGAAAAUGUAAACAAAAAGACCGGUCCGUUCGACUUGGUUCUUUGCGUGGGCAGUUUCUUCGGUCCGUGUCCAGAGCUGACCGUGCUUGAGGAGUUUAAGGCUGGUCGUAAAAGUGUUGCCAUUCCGGUUUACAUUCUGGGUCCUGUGGAUGAGGCGUCGGCCAAAAAUUUUAGCACCCUCACGGAAGGCGACAUCUGUCAGAAUCUGAGCUACCUCGGCAAACGAGGUAUCUUCAGCACAUCUAGCGGCCUGAAGAUUGCUUAUGUGAGUGGCCUGGAAGUGGAAGGAAGCUCGGCCAGCGGGAAAGUUCCGGAUUGGAAGUUUACUAAAGAGGACGCGGUGGCCGUGCGCGAUUCCUGCUUCGCGAGCAAGUCCAACAUGGGCGAUUACCGCGGGGUGGACCUGCUGCUUACGUCCCAGUGGCCAGCGCAUGUCAAGGAGGACGUCCGCAACGGUUCCAAGGCGGUUGCUUGGUUGGCCGAUGCCGUCAAGCCGCGGUACCACGUGUGCGGCCUGAACGGAGAGUACUACGAACCGCCUCCGUAUCGGAGCAAAACCGACAAAAACACGCAAAUGGAGUUGGCCACCCGUUUUAUCGGACUGGGCGAGUUUGCCAAUCCGGAAAAGAAGAAAAACAUCUACGCGUUGAACGUGACGCCGGUGGAGAAGAUGCGGAUCAUCGAACUGAUUCAGAAAACUACCGACGAAACACCUUCGCCGUACACCGAGCUGAAUCUGAGCGAGGACGGCAACGCGACUAAAGAAGACCGCGGAAAUCAAUACUUUUACGACAUGAACAACAGCUACGACGACAACCGGGGCCAGAAGCGUCGCAGCCAGGGCAAUCGAGGCAUCAGCGGCAACCAAAACGACCAGAAACGCCAACGACCAACCUUCGACCAGGAAAAGUGCUGGUUCUGUCUAUCGUCCGGUUCGAUCGAAAAGCACCUGAUCAUUGCGGUCGGCGAACACUUCUACCUCGCACUCGCCAAAGGUCCAGUCAACGAAACCCACAUUUUGAUCCUGUCCAUCACCCACAUCCAAAACGCGUCCCUUCUCUCCCCCGAACAGUGGGCCGAACUGAACAAGUUCAAACUCGCCCUCACCCAGUUCUUCAAGGACCGCGAAGAGACCAUCUUCCUCUACGAGCGGAACUACAAAACCGGUCACCUCCAGAUCAACGCCAUCGGCGUCGACAACAACGUCGCGUGGAAAAUCAAGCACGUGCUCGAGGAUAAAUCGGAAGAGCACGGCAUCAAGCUGGAAACGAUGCCAAAACCAGCUUCCCCCUCCGAACUUCCCCAAAAGACGCCCUACUUCGUAGCGGAACUCCCCGACGAAACCAUCAUGUUCACCAAGCAGAUGAAGAACUUCCCGCUGCACUUUGGGCGCGAGAUAAUCUGCGCGGACAAUCUGCUCAACUGCGAGGAGAAGAUCGACUGGCGGCAGUGCAACCUGGACCGGGACGAGGAGGACACGAUGGCGAAGCGGUUCCGCGAGAGCUACAAGCCGUACGAUUUCACACUUUGAGGCGGCGCGGCGGCUAGCUGAAUUGAAU